ACUAAAUAGCUUUUUUAUUUUCCAAAGGCUUCUGGGAGAUUUUUUCAGCUGUUUCUUUGUUGCUGCAUGCGUUUGUCACGGUUCGGGUGCACUAUGAUGAAGACAGUAGCUGCGAUCUAAACCACGCUGCAGGAGAAGCACCACCAUGGAGGGCCAUGGUAGCAUCCACUCCUGGUUUGCCCACCCCGUGUAUGGCCGCUACUGGCAGCAUUACCAGCAGGCUAUGAAUUGGCACGAGAGACACAGGCAGGCCUACAGAAAGGCCUGGGAGGCAGCCUACGGGCCAGGGUACCCCCAACGCUAUGCAGACUGGCAUGGGGGAGAGAGUGGGGGGAGGAGGGCAGAGGAGACGGUCGCUGCUAAGGACCAUGUGGAGGAGGAUUUAGAGGGGGGCACAGAUGAUGGGGAAAGUGGCUCAGACAACGAGAUCGAAUGUGACGUCAGCAACAUGGAGAUCACAGAGGAGCUGCGCCAGUAUUUUGCCCAGACUGAGCGGCACAAGGAGGAGCUCAAGAAGCAGCAGCAGCUGGAGGCGGAGCAGCAGGAGACCUACGUGUUGGCCGACCAGGACAUGCACAGAAUUUCCUGGAGCAGCAGGUCGCUGCCCCCCUCUGAGCGGCCGGGUGAGCGCCGAGGCGCUGAGAUGAAGAAGCUGUACGGCGAAGACGCUGCAAAGAUCCAGGGCAUGGAGACGGCCAUGCAGCUCACCUUCGACAGAAACUGUGACAAGAAACAGCCCAAAUACUGGCCCGUCAUCCCUCUAAAACUGUAGCUCCACUGGAGCCCACCCACUGCUCCAGUCUAGACAACCCCCUGAAACAUAGCUGAGAAACUGGGUCAUGUUCAGUAGGGAGGAAACUGUUUGAAACAGGGAGGUACUACCUGCAACCUGAUCAAAGUACCUAAACAUUCCCCCUUUCACCAUAACAUUUUAUGUCAACCAACAUUUAGGAGGGAAUUUUGUUUCUGUCAUUCUUACCCAGUUAUUUCUGUUCCUCUGGUUUCACAAUGAAAUUACAAAU
Molecule: messenger RNA, 1022 nt
Organism: Coregonus clupeaformis (lake whitefish)
Lineage: Eukaryota; Metazoa; Chordata; Actinopteri; Salmoniformes; Salmonidae
Gene: gemin8
Product: gem (nuclear organelle) associated protein 8
Exons: 4
Coding region: 146-772 (208 amino acids)
Biological process (GO): spliceosomal snRNP assembly
Cellular component (GO): SMN complex
Source: RefSeq, a predicted model, not a curated record